GCGUUUUGUUUUUUGGCGACAAGAACACGUGUUUUUCAUUUCAAAUAGAAAUUAAAAUAUAUUUUUAUGGUUUAAACUGUGUAAAAGUAUUAAAAAUUAAGAGAGGCAUGUUUUACUUGAUUGGGUUGGGACUUGGCAGUGCAAAAGACGUGACUGUGAAAGGAUUGGAAAUAAUACAAAAAUGUGACCGGGUUUAUUUAGAAGCCUAUACGUCAAUUUUGACAGUAGGAAAGGAAGCAUUGGAAGAAUUCUAUGGACGGCCAAUAUUAUUGGCUGAUCGUGAACUGGUUGAAAGCGGUUCCGAGGAAAUUCUCGCGAAUUCCGACAAAGAAGACGUAGCAUUUCUCGUAGUCGGGGAUCCCUUCGGGGCUACAACUCACACGGAUUUGGUUUUACGAGCUCGAGAAAAGGGCAUAAAAACGCAAAUUAUUCACAAUGCCUCGAUCCUAAAUGCGGUUGGCUGUUGUGGACUUCAACUUUAUUCCUACGGAGAAGUUGUGUCAAUUCCGUUUUGGACCGAGACUUGGCAACCGGACAGUUUCUACGACAAGAUAGCGGAAAAUCGGAAGCGAGGUCUGCAUACUCUCUGCCUUCUUGAUAUUAAGGUCAAGGAACCGACUCUGGAGAGCAUCUUGAAAAAGAAGCAGGAAUACAUGCCACCAAAAUUUAUGAGCGUUUCUGAGGCCGCGGAUCAACUGAUACAAAUUCUCGAAAGAAAGAGGAGAGAAGAUAAUGAAUUGGCCUUUACAGAAGGAAGUUUGGCAGUCGGUCUGGCAAGAGUUGGUUCCGAGGACCAGCGAAUUUUGGCCUCUAGUCUCUCGGAAAUGAGGAAUGCAGACCUAGGACCUCCUCUCCAUUGCCUCGUGAUUCCCGGGGAAACUCUCCAUCCCCUGGAAUCCGAAUACCUCGUUCAAUUCGCCUCCAACAGUGAGAAUUUCACGGAGAUGACGAAAUCCGAGGGUCAUUAAGAAAUGAGAAAAUAAGAAAUUAUUCGAAUUCAAGGUCGUUUCGCAAUCUGGAAGUUCGUCUUCCAGACGCUGCAAUUAGAAUUGACUGAGGGGGAACGCUCCCGAGAGUCAGACGGAUAUCCUCAGGGUCAACUGAGAGAAAAAUAUUUUUAAUGCAUCCGCCGUUGGAGAACGAAAAUAGAGGCGUUUUACGAUCGAAACUAGUGAAUAUAAAGAAUUCGAACUAUGUACGUAAUUUCAUUCUAUUUCUGAAACCGCAAUAUCCCAGUAGUUUGUUAUUAUUAUAUUUCGCUAUUUUUCUCAUCAUUGUAUGAACUUUUAGAAUUUUAUUACAAACUUUA
This is a messenger RNA of Belonocnema kinseyi, 1309 nucleotides long. It is a transcript of the gene Dph5, whose product is annotated as diphthine methyl ester synthase. The coding region runs from base 108 to 968 and encodes 286 amino acids. The record is from RefSeq and is a predicted model, not a curated record. The transcript has 3 exons. Gene Ontology annotation, biological process: protein histidyl modification to diphthamide. NCBI's taxonomy places the organism in Eukaryota, Metazoa, Arthropoda, Insecta, Hymenoptera, Cynipidae. Gene Ontology annotation, molecular function: diphthine synthase activity.